UUGUAUACAUUUAUUCAACACACUCUAGCUGGCAUCAGACAUGACAGUGACUUCAAAGAGGAGGGGCUCCAGAGAUUCAAAGGGACCUCACGCCAGGGCCUCGAGCACCAAUGGCCGAAGCCCAAAAAUGGGUCUGUUGCCAAAAUCCUGAGGGCAGGAAGAAAUGGCUGCUGCAUACACAUUCACAUUGGCACAAGACAGCCAUCCACCAAACACUGCAACAAGAAGAGAAUAGACCCAACUGCACUGGACAGGGGAUCCAACUUCCUUUUCCCACUACCUGCUGUGUUCGGGAGAACCAUAGCGAGCAGUGGGUGUUUUUCGUCGGUUGGCGAUCAGAUCCACUUCUGCUUUCCCAAAGCGGUUCCAAAUCUCCACUCAACUGGUCGGCAACUCUGAUCUCCAGACCGGGAAUGUGGAGCGCUCACAGGCUCCUCGGCAAGGCAGCGGACCGAAUCCCAGUCAUGCAGCUGUGCCGGUAAAGGCUUCCUGUUUCAGCUUCCUGUUUCGGCUUCCUGUUUCAGCUUCCUGUUUCGGCUUCCUGUUUCAGCUUCCUGUUUCAGCUUCCUUUUUCGGCUUCUCUGGGUAGUCUGAGGCACCCGAAGCCGCCGUUGUGAAGAUCCUUUUUCGCGAUGAGGGACAUGAGAGGCACUGAACAGGUUCUUCAACCGGCAACUUUAAAUGCCUGCUUGUGAUUGGAAGACAGCAUUACCCAUGUAGUCCAGAGGGAGGAGCCUGUGUACCUCAUGAAUGUGACAUUUGAAGGCCGUAACCUGUCAUUUAGCGAAGAGGGUCACCAGAUGUUCCCCAAACUGGUAAUCAUUCUUCUAGACAAGGACAGACAGUGGGACAGGGUUGGCAAGUGGGAGAGAGGCUCUCUGACGAUGAGAUACCAUGUGUGGCCUCGCUUUGAGCUGUACUCUGCGGCGGAGGAGCGGGAGGAUCACCUGUCCAUCGUGACUCUAGAGGAAGCGCCGUUUGUCAUCGUGGAGGACGUGGACCCACUCAGUGGCACCUGCAUGAGGAACACCGUGCCGUGCCGCAAACAGCUCAAACUCAGCAAUCAGACUGGCGAUUCAGGGAUUUACAUCAAGCGCUGCUGCAAAGGGUUCUGCAUUGACAUCCUGAAGAAGAUCGCCAAGGCGGUGAAGUUCUCUUACGACCUCUACCUGGUCACCAACGGCAAGCACGGCAAGAAGGUCAAUGGGACGUGGAACGGCCUGGUUGGUGAGGUGUUGCGGAAGAACGCCCACAUGGCAGUGGGUUCGCUCACCAUCAACGAGGAGAGGUCCCAGGUCGUUGACUUCUCCGUGCCCUUCAUCGAGACGGGGAUCAGUGUCAUGGUCUCCCGUAGCAACGGCACCGUGUCCCCCUCCGCUUUCCUCGAGCCCUUCAGUGCUGAUGUCUGGGUGAUGAUGUUUGUGAUGUUGCUGAUGGUGUCGGCCGUGUCUGUGUUUGUGUUUGAGUACUUCAGUCCCGUGGGUUACAACCGCUGCCUGGCAGAUGGACGAGAACCCGGGGGCCCCUCCUUCACCAUCGGCAAGGCCGUCUGGCUGCUUUGGGGUCUGGUUUUCAACAACUCCGUCCCCGUGCAGAAUCCCAAAGGGACCACCAGUAAGAUCAUGGUGUCAGUGUGGGCCUUCUUCGCUGUCAUCUUCCUGGCCUCCUACACUGCCAACCUGGCGGCCUUCAUGAUCCAGGAGGAGUACGUCGACCAGGUGUCGGGCCUGUCGGAUAAAAAGUUCCAGAAUCCCAACGAAUUCUCUCCGCCUUUCCGGUUUGGCACGGUGCCCAACGGGAGCACAGAGCGCAACAUCCGCAACAACUACAAGGACAUGCACACUUACAUGACCAGCUUCCACCAGAAGAAUGUAGACGAGGCGCUGUACAGUCUGAAGAACGGCAAGCUGGAUGCCUUCAUCUACGACGCGGCGGUGCUGAACUACAUGGCCGGCCGGGACGAGGGCUGUAAGCUGGUCACCAUCGGGAGCGGCAAGGUGUUCGCCUCCACCGGCUACGGCAUCGCCAUCCAGAAGAACUCCAGCUGGAAACGAGCCGUGGAUCUGGCCAUCCUCAUGCUGUUUGGAGAUCGUGAUAUGGAGGAAUUUGAGGCUCUGUGGCUGACGGGCAUCUGCCACAACGAGAAGAACGAGGUGAUGAGCAGCCAGCUGGACGUGGACAACAUGGCGGGGGUCUUCUACAUGCUCGCUGCCGCCAUGAUCCUGUCGCUGCUCACUUUCAUCUGUGAACAUUGGUUCUACUGGCAGCUGCGCUUCUUCUUCAUGGGCGUGUGCUCGGGGCAGCCCGGGGCUACCUUCUCCAUUAGCAGGGGUAUCUACAGCUGCAUCCAUGGGGUACAAAUUGAGGAAAAUAAAUCCAGCAAAGACUCGCCCUCGGCCACCAUGAAGAAGAACAUGAACAACACCCACUCCAACAUCCUGCGCUUGCUCCGCACUGCCAAGGACAUGACCGCCGUCCCGGGCAUUAACGGCUCGCCGCACGCCGCCCUGGAGUACAGCCACAGCGGCCGGGACUCGACCAGCUACGAUGUCCAGGAGCACCGGCGCAGCCUGGUGGGCCACCCCGCCGACUGCAAGUCAGCGCCGCCCUACCUGCCAGAGGACAACAUGUUCAGUGACUACAUCAGCGAGGUGGAGAGGACUUUUGGCAACUUGCCCCUGAAGGACAGCAACCUGUACCAGGACCAUUACCUGCACCACCACCCGGCCUCGGCUCUGGGUAUGUCCGGCCCACCGCCUAACAGGCCGCGUAGCUUAGGCAGCAGUAGCUCGGUGGAGGGGGGCAUGUUCGAUUGCGACAGUUUAGGGGGAGGGGUAGCGCCCAUCUUCACCACCCAGCCCCGUCCCUCCAUGACUCACAGGAAUACCAAUAAGUUUGACCUGAUCGCUGGCCACACCCCUGCGGAUUCCAGCCAGGGUGGGUUCAAGGGAAACAAUGUGUUUGGCAGGUUUUCUUUCAAAGGAGGUGCAUCCAGCACGGGGCUCAUCGGGGGUCACGACAGGUACUGUGGUGGGCGCGGGGGAGGCUCAGGGGGGGAUGAUGGGAACAUUCGCUCGGAUGUCUCGGAUAUAUCCACGCACACUGUCACCUACGGCAACCUGGAGGGCAACAACAAGCGGCGUAAGCAGUACAGGGACAGCCUCAAAAAGAGGCCAGCUUCGGCCAAGUGCAGACGGGAGCAGGACGAAAUAGAGCUGAGCGGCCUUCGGAGGAGAGCCCACCACCACACCGUCCACCACCACUUCCCCCACGGGCCCCUGGCACACCGCACGGUCUCACCUCCCCUGGGGCGGAAGAGGGGAGGCGGAGGGGGUAAUUCUUCACCUUACUUGUUCCGCAAAGACAAAGAGAACCUGAGGGAUUUCUAUGCGGACCAGUUGCGCUCCAAGGAAGGCAAGGCCAAGUGGGAGCAAGAGGGUGGAAGUGGAGGAAGCGGCGUGGGCGGUGGAAGUGGUGGUGGUAUCUGUAAAAGCUUAAUACCUGUGGAAGACUUCCUCAAAGGUAAAGGCAAGAAUCCGGAGUGUAAAGGUGGGCUUGGCUCAGUGUCGGCAGGGCAGCAGGCCCACACCUGCUGGGAGCAGGGGCUUUCUGGGCUGGGAGGUGGGGGCAUAGCAGGGGGCGACUGGGAAUGUCGAAACUGCCAUAAUGUGUGUCACCAAGGUGGAGGCGGCCCUUGCCCGGCUAGCGGGGUUGGCGGCAGCAGCAGUCGCCCCAGCUCCGCUAGCUGCAAGCACAGCGACUCGUGUCAGAUCUCGCAGAGCAACCUUUACAACAUCAGCGAGGAUCUCAACAUGGCGUACGCCGGAGUGAAGAGUAGCGUCGGACCCAGCCAAGCACAGACUCAGGCGCAGCGCAGGAAGAUAGGCCCGGGCGGGAGGGUGUUACGGAGGCAGCACUCAUAUGACACGUUUGUGGACCUGCAGAGAGAGGGGGCGGGCCGCCGGGGAGGGGGCGGGGGAAAGUCUCCCCAGCCGCGGAGCGUGAGCUUGAAAGACAAAGACCGCUUCAUGGAGGGCCCCAGCCCUUACGCUCACAUAUUCGAGAGGUACCUAGGGGAAAGAGAGUCUUCCAUAUUUGGGGGAGUAGGCGAGGACAGGACGAAGGGAGGCUCCUCCUUCAGUUUGUUCCGUGGAAGCGAAGGUGGGUUGCAUCAGCGGUCCGUGGGGGAGAGAGACCUGAGGGACAGAGAUAGAGCUUUGAUGGGAGGUGGGGGCUGUGGUGCUGGUGGUAGCAGCAGAGGGGCCGGGACUUACUCCUUGUCUAAAUCUCUCUACCCAGAUAAGGUGAACCAGAACCCCUUCAUCCCAACCUUCGGCGACGACCAGUGUCAAUUACACGGCGCCCAACCGUACUACGUCAAAAAGCCACAGACGCAGCAGCAGCAGCAACAGCUUCUCAACAACAGCCGAGGAGGAGGGGACUUCCACGGCUCCAUGGGAACGACUUCCUAUUUGCCCAAUGUGGCCCCCAGGUUCCCUAAAGAGCUGUGUCUGAGCGGGGUGGGGGUGCCCAUGGGGAACCACCACGGGGCCAGCAAGCUACUGCCGGUGGGCAGGGACACGUUAGGCCUGGGGCCGGGACAGAGAGCCUUCAACGGUGCCAGCAACGGACACGUUUACGAAAAGCUCUCCAGCAUUGAAUCAGACGUCUGAGGGCGAAGACGGAGGAAGAGAGCGCGAAGGGAGAAGAUGAAGUGGGCGAAGAAAAGGGGGAGAGAAACAUACAGAUGCUGAUGACCUCUCAGUGUGACGAGAACGAUGAGACACGAUACUGUGUGUGUGUGUGUGUGUGUGUGUGUGUGUGUGUGUGUGUGUGUGUGCGUGUGCGUGUUCUCGACUAAUUUGGACGAUGCACACAGGCCACUGCAGGCAAAGCUGUGAAGUCUGGCGGGAGACAAGUUCUUUAUGAAAAGAGAGGAUUCUGGUGCUGCUCCGACGCUCAGAGAGAGAUAGGAAGAGAGGGAGGGGGGAAGGGAAGAAAGGAAGGAAGGAAGGAAGGAAGGAGAGGGGGGAAAGUUAAAUCAGAUCUCCAGUCUCUGCUCUCUGCACUCGCUCAUCGUCUUUCCCUCCUCCCUCCUGCAGUUCCUUCACACCAAAACAAACAUUUUGUUCAACAACGAAAAUACAAUCAUGAAUGAGAAAUCAACGCUUCUGUUGAAGUAACAGGGUAAACUAAUAAUAAUUGUAUUGAUAAUGUUAAUAAUAUUAUUUAAUAUUAUUCCAGUGUUUAACGAUGAUGAGUUUUCUUUUUUUCUUUCCUUAAAUUUCAUUGAUUUAACUAGUUCAUGUUGCAUAUUUGUAUGAUGUUAAUUCUUUCUUAGCUUACCAAUAUUACAGGAUACCAGUCGUCUGAUUAUUUUUGCGGGGUUCUUGUACUUUGGACUCUUCUUUGCUCUUACUUCUUCAUGUUUGAUUUUUUUUUUUUUACAUUUCUUACUCUUGAGUGCUGUGAAGUGUAUGUGAAAGGCAUGACUUGAGUGCAUUCUAUAUACUUAUACAUUCGCAAAGAAGGUCUCUUUCUUUUCUGCUACAGAAGCAACAUCAUCAUACUGAUUUUGCCGUUUCCUCUCCGUUUUCUUUCUGCUCGGCAGUACCAAAUGGGUCUCACAUUUUGAGCUGGAUGUGCCUUAAGGAUUGAUACCGAUUUUCUACACACGGCGAUCUGCUCUGUUGGCAGACAGAUCCACCUGUAAAAAAUUAGUCCAAUUGAUCAGAGUGUGAAAACACACCUGAAGAAGUCCGACGAGGGCCGAGGUUUCACGAGCGUGACAGACUUUUAGGCAUUUGACAGAUGUUGUAGUAAAAAGCUGCCUUGAAAUGAAACUGAAAUAGGUAAAUCCCCAACAAUAGAAGUAACCAAUAGCAGGUUUACAAGGGUUAAAACCGCAGUGCCAUGAUUAACACACAUUCCUGCCCCAAACCCAAAGCAUCAGCUCAGUAGAGCCUUGUAAAGACAUACCUACAAUAUAGGAACUCCUUCCACUUUUAACUUCCCAAUUUGUCUGAACUGCAACUCCUUGAAAUGAUUUAAAAAGAAGCUCAACAGGCUAUGUCCCCCCCCCCCCCCUACCUCCCUUCCUAGCCUCCUCAAACGCUGCUGUUCAUGACAGAUGACGACCCAUUAAAUACAUGUAAGUCACAUUUAAUGUCCGCUCAUUGCCUUCAUCGCGUUCCACUGGGUCCGGCUCAAUUGGCCGUGAAAGUCUUGCUGUUCAGGACGAGCCACAUGACGGACCCACAGAUUGAGGCCUCCGUUUCCAGAAUGAGCAGCGUUGACGUUAAUUAUUUCAUGAGUACGGCUAUCAGCCCGGCCGGCUGCGUUUGCAUUUGUCACAUUUGACUGAUACGGGAAGGAAAACAAAGUGUUGAACAUAUUCACUUGCUGGAGUAAAGGAGUCCAGUGAGCUCAAGUACGUAGAUAAAGUUACAUCUUUAUAGCAUAGUCAUUUAACUGUUUUUCCUUCACAAACAAACUAGGGUAAAUAGUACUAACAAUGUGUACUCACUGUACAGCGACUAGAUAGUGUUCCCCUUUGGUUAAAAACAAUUGUUUGAUAUGCUUAAAGUUAUUGGAUGAGAGGAUUCAGACCACUCCCACGUCUCAGCAGGUGAAUAUGAAGCCGCAAAGUUAGCUUAGCUUAGCUUGGAUGUGAUCGGGGAAGCAGCGAGCCUGGACAAAAUCCACCUCACAUCUCUGAAGUGCACAAAUUAACACGUUAUAUAUUCUUUGUGCAGGCCAUGCAGAAACUGCAGUGUAACAUUGACACAUACUUUCUUGUAGUUGCCACAAUGUUCAGCGACGAAAUUGUCUGCACAACUGGUCACAUCUUUUGCCAGAUUCAAAAGAACAAGAUAUAACAUAUGAAAUUAGAGUGCUGGUUGGCAGAUGUUCUUAUCUUUGGAUGGAGCCAGUCUCGCUGCUUCCCAGCGUUUCCAGUCUUUGUGCUAAGCUAAGCUAACUGGCCUCUGGUCCUUUAAAGAUCUGAGAGUGGUAUCAAACCUUUCACCAGUCUCCACAAGGAAAUAAAGCCCUUUUUGUUUCCAAAACGUCAGAAUAUCCCGUCCACCAGGAACAAGACAACCUUGAUCAUAUAAGCCGGUGCCCAUCAUCAUUUCUUCUCCGAACGGAAAAUAAGGAUUAACUUCACUAUGUAUUGUUACCUUGAUUUCUACCCCACCCACCCCCACCCCACCCCCUACUGGCACACAAUCUGUUUCACAUGCUGAGAUUUUGAUGAAGGAAGGAAUUUGCCCUCAAGACGUCCGAAGGUCGUGUGUGGAUUGUGUCAGCUGCAGAGGUUUGAGGAGAAAAAGAAAGGAAGAGGAGGGCAGGAGCCAGUAAACAGCGUCCUGGAAGCAGGUGGUACGUUUAGUGGAAAGCCACGCCUUAGUUACGGCAUCAGACAUGCGGGUCAUCUCUGCUCUCAACGCUGCACAGAAGCCACACGGAAGUUGUGUUUUGUUGCAUUCACAGCCCUGUUAAAAACGUAUUGGUAACGAAAAUCAUUUCCAGGUAUUUACUGUCACCUGACUUCUUAAGCACAAUAUGACUGAAUGGGUGGAAUAUAUAUUUUGUUUGUUGUACAUCCCAGUCAAAACUCUGGAGGACUUCCCUCCUCUUGGUUGACAAGUCCGUACGUAUGAUACUAGGAGGUCUCUAGUGUUUGUAAGGACCUGCAUGUAUCCAGUUUUCUUUCUCUUUUUUAAUAUUAACGUUUAGCCCAGACAAACAAUGGGCGUUUUUUGAAACAAUAUUUGGAAUUGUUAUCAAUCUCAUUCGUACUAAUGAUCCAUGUAGUACUGUGGGUGCGUGCGUGCGUGUGCUUGUUUGUGCAGGGGAAAAAACAAUCUUAACCGUCAAAAUGUGUGUUAUACUUUCAUGAAUAAGGCUAAAUUGAUUGAAAAUUUCACUUGGAUAGAAAACUUUGAUUUUAAAUAUUAAUUUUCUGCUAAAGUUUUCUUGAUAGUUUGUUUUAAUACUUUUAAACAAGGUUGAGGUCUUGAUUAAUACAUUCAUCGUCACUGAAGGAACCUUUUUUUUCAUUUCAAAUACUUUUCCUCUUGUUUCCCUUUUGAAUAUCUUGUUUCCUUAUUUCUGUUAUUGUACGUGCCUGAAUACAUACGCUUGAUUACCUCUGUGUAUGCUCACAUGGGAGAGAGACAGAGAGAGUGCGUGCGUGUGUGUGUGUGUGUGUGUGUGUGUGUGUGUGUGUGUGUGUGUGUGUGUGUGUGUGUGUGUGUGUGUGUGUGUGUGUGUGUGUGUGUGUGUGUACGUGUACGUGAGUAUGUGCGUGUGUGUGUGAGAGAGAUAAUUGUUUUGUUGUACAUGUAUUAUAAAACUGUAUGUAAAUACUUUACCUCACGCUCAUGGACUUUUGAUAAAAUCACUGAAAAAGAAACCUGGACAAAAACAACAGAGAAUAGAUCUAUUUGGGAUAAAUCGUUGAUUCGUAGGUUGCCCCUUGCGAAAUUGCUUUUGUAACGACUUCAGGCCAGGAUAUGUGCAAUCGUGUAUUAUUACACACAUAGUGUGCACAUUAAAUGAGUUAUGGCUCCUUCUUGUGUUUUUGAUUUGGUCCAAGACCAUAUACUAAGAAGGUUGUUUUUUCUCAAAGCACCGCCAUUAAUUGGUUCACAGAAAGCACAAUAGAUUAUCUGUUGCAUUUAUUUAUUUUGUACAGAGGAAGUCUCUUUUUGCUCCUCUUCGACUACUCUUCUGUUUUUGUGUUGUUGUUUUAUUUAUUUGGUUGACAGAAGACAACUCCACCCCUGAGCUGUACAGAUUGUGAACAAUUUACAUAUGACAAAAAAAUCUAGUUCGCCCUCGCAAUUAUUUUGUAUGGAGAGAAGUUACUUGUGUGAAGAGAGUAUUUCGAAUUUUGAUUGGAUAUUUAGUAAUAUUGAAAAUGAGAGUAAACACAGUCGAUGUGAAAAUAAGUGCUGAGAAAUAUUCUUCUUCUGUCUCUUUGGAAUAAAAGUGUUGAGUAUUAAUAAAAAAUGAGAAAUCUCAA
Messenger RNA from Pseudoliparis swirei, 9031 nucleotides. RefSeq names its product glutamate receptor, ionotropic, N-methyl D-aspartate 2B, genome duplicate b (gene grin2bb). Gene Ontology annotation, biological process: synaptic transmission, glutamatergic; long-term synaptic potentiation; excitatory postsynaptic potential. Bases 747 to 4673 code for a protein of 1308 amino acids. The transcript has 11 exons. The record is from RefSeq and is a predicted model, not a curated record. Gene Ontology annotation, molecular function: transmitter-gated monoatomic ion channel activity involved in regulation of postsynaptic membrane potential; NMDA glutamate receptor activity. NCBI's taxonomy places the organism in Eukaryota, Metazoa, Chordata, Actinopteri, Perciformes, Liparidae. Gene Ontology annotation, cellular component: postsynaptic membrane; postsynaptic density membrane; NMDA selective glutamate receptor complex.